Dromaius novaehollandiae (emu) is the source of this 10284-nucleotide messenger RNA. RefSeq names its product chloride intracellular channel 5 (gene CLIC5). NCBI's taxonomy places the organism in Eukaryota, Metazoa, Chordata, Aves, Casuariiformes, Dromaiidae. The record is from RefSeq and is a predicted model, not a curated record. The transcript is spliced from 6 exons. Bases 112 to 1293 code for a protein of 393 amino acids.
GCAUACCACAAACUCUGCUUCCUCCUAAAGAGUGUUUAUCUGUCAACAUCUCACUUUAAUUGUGGUCUUGUAAGGUACCAGAAGGCAGGCAAAACUCUCCAGCCAGCAAUCAUGGAAAAUAAGGAUUUUACAAAUGUCUAUCAAAAUGUUAACACCAAUAUCUAUGAGAUUCCAGAGUCUGAGGAGAACAAACGGAAUCACCUUUAUGAUCAUGUCCAUGAAGAUCUAGCAUCUCCUUCUUCCACGACUACCAAUGUAGAAAGCAUGGACUUAAGUCAGAGCCCAGAAGACAGCCGCAGUAAUUCUGUGUCCUCUCAGCAUGGGCUCAAUGGGGAGUAUGGUUCUUCUUCAUCUCACCAUGGUGCUGGAGAAGACUACCAAUACCAGGAGGAGAUGGAUCUGAUGAGCCCAAGUCAGGAAGAUAAACAUGUAGGGCGCAUGAUGUUUGAGAAUGGCAUACUUUCUCCUACAGGUUUCCAGCUGCGUCGGAGCCAGAGCACUUCUUCCCACUCUCCAACUUCCAUCAAGUUCCCCCUGAACAAUAACUUGGGAGAAACGGACAACUUUCAGGAGGACCAUGAGAUACACAUGUUUGUAAAGGCUGGUAUAGAUGGAGAAAGCAUUGGGAAUUGUCCAUUCUCCCAGCGUCUCUUCAUGAUCCUCUGGCUCAAAGGAGUUGUGUUCAACGUCACCACUGUUGACCUGAAAAGAAAGCCAGCUGAUCUACACAAUCUGGCUCCUGGGACCCACCCACCUUUCUUGACUUUUAAUGGAGAAGUCAAGACAGAUGUUAACAAGAUUGAGGAAUUCUUGGAAGAGACUCUCGCACCUCCAAAGUAUCCCAAGCUGGCUGCCAAGCACCGGGAAUCAAACACUGCUGGAAUAGAUAUCUUCUCCAAAUUUUCUGCCUAUAUAAAAAAUACCAAGCAGCAGGAUAAUGCUGCCCUUGAAAAAGGUUUGGUGAAGGCUUUGAAGAAGCUGGAUGACUAUCUGAAAACCCCUCUGCCUGAGGAGAUUGAUGCAAACAGCACCGAAGAGGAGAAGGUGUCUAAACGCAGAUUUCUGGAUGGAGAUGACCUGACUCUUGCUGACUGCAACCUUCUGCCCAAACUCCAUGUUGUUAAGAUUGUUGCAAAGAAAUAUCGCAACUUUGAGUUCCCAACAGAGAUGACGGGGCUGUGGCGGUACCUGAAGAACGCUUAUGCCAGGGAUGAAUUCACCAAUACCUGUGCUGCAGACAAGGAAAUUGAGCAAGCCUAUGCAGAUGUGGCCAAGCGGCUCAGCAAAUCCUAACUGACCUCAGCAGAGGCUCUAUAUCCCUGAGGGAUCCCCAUUUUACAGACUCUUCCCCUUGUUGCCUUAAGAUAUACUUAUCAUUGUACUAUCUGGUUGGCAUCCCUAUGAUUCCACCUGUUAAAAGUGUAUUGAUCCAGGACAAAUCUGCUUCUCUCUGGAGAAGGAAAAGGCAACUCUAGUUGAGGGGGGGAGGUAGAAACCCUUUGAAAUCUGAACCUAAGAUCUGGCACAACUAGUAUUAUUCACAGUCAGUAUUGGAAAUGAGUCCACCUUAUUAGUUUCUUGUUUCAUGCUGGAGUAUCUCACCACCUGUUUUAUUUGGAGUUUUAAAAAUAACAUAUAAGCUGAAAUUUCAAAUAAGUCAGUUAGGAACAUAUCAAGCUGGUUCUUCUCUAGGUUAUUUCAAGGAUGCCUUUUUUUAGUGUGAUCUAUCUGCUGCUAUUGGGAUCUUUGAGGCAGGAGCAAAAUAUGAGUGAGGGCAAAAAAGAGUUUGACCCUAAUGGAGACAUGCUCUUAGCAGUUAUAUUUAAAAACCUCUCUGAAUGUAUCUUCUGUCUUAGCAGGCACAGGAGUUUUUAAGGUACUUAUUUUUAACUUGGCACAGGUGGGGAAAGCCUGAACGAAUAUGUCAGAUUUGCAGAUACUACUUUGCAUAAAAUUUGCAUGUUGCUUUUGCAUCCAGACAUUUAGAGGAAAAGAGAGUGAAUGAGCAGUUGAGCAGGUAGCCUUUGCAAGAGUGGUGCUGAUAUCCCCAGCAGAUCUGCAAGUUGGUAGAGACACUGAGACACAGCAAUAAUGGGCAGGCUAAAACAGAGAGAGGCACAUUCCCAGCCAGAUAGUUGGCAGAUAUGCUAGCAGAAAUCCAUGCAUGAUGCCUUUGUCUCACUCCUCCAGGAUUCAUCAAUCCAGUUUGAAUGACUGUUGAUUCUGCUUUCUAAAAGUGAUUAUUUUGUUCUGUCCAUAGCAUGUGCAUGAUGCAACCUGCUUUAAACUGGUGGCUAGCUGCACCUUAAUUUAGCAAAUUAAGAAUGACAACUCUUUUGUAUGAAACUCACUUGCCCUAGUAUGUACAAGAGUGUACAUGACUCUCAGCCUUCAAUUUGAGGGGAUUUAUAGUUGUUUUGAAAGAGAAAAUAAAAUAAAGCUGAGCUUUAGCAUGGUGUGGCUCCCCUUCUGAUCAGAGCUGUGAAGAGCUGCAGUGAUUUCAGGGGAAAUCCAUGCUGCUAAGCUGUGACCCAGGGGAACCUCACAACAGGCCUGUUUGCACUCAGAAACCUGGAGGACUGGAGGCACGAUAUAAAGGUCGCUUCUGCCGUAUAAUGCUCAUGAAGAUCUGAAGCAAUUCUGUUGUUUUGGUGGGAUUAUCCUGCUUUUCACACUAACCCAACUGGGAGCAGAAUGUUGCUUGUUGACUCUGAAGAUACUUCGUAGCUGAUGAUUGUUUCACAUGCAGGGAUCAGUUUGUUCUGAAUUUUCCAAAUUUCAAGAAAAUCCAUGAACUCCCAAGUUUUCCCUUAGAAUGGGACAUUUUAACAAUGGCUAGACUGAAGGGCAAAGGCUCACACUCUUUAAAAUAUUGCUGAGAAAUCAGCUGGCUCAGAGAACACUAAUAACAGCCAAAAAAAUCUAGUGAGAUUAGAAGUGUCUGCAUAAGCACAUGUGGCUUGUUUAAAAAAAAAAAAAACUCUUAAUGGGAUUGGAAUUAUUUAUGAUUUUUUAAAUUAACUUGAUUAUUUAUUUAUUUAUUUUAAUUGACUCAGUCCUUUCUGUCUUUCUGUUUUUGUUUUCACCCAGCACACUGGUCUAGAUGACUCUCUCUGUUUAGCAAAGUACUAUUACCAGUGCUCUGCAAAUUCAUUUCUAAUGAAAAGUCUGCUCUCUGAUUAACAGUCACCUGGAUUUUUUACUUUCAGUAUGGUUAGACUAAGAGCAUGCUGAUCAACAGAAUCUGCAUUUUUCUCAGUUGUCAUGUUCCAAGUUUGUGCUUUAAUUAGUGGCUUUGCUUAAUCACAGUUGUAGUGAUCUUUGAAGAAGUAGACGCAGUUGCAGCUUCUUGCUCUGUGCUUAUUAUAUUUAGCUCCUUAAAAAAGAUUGUACAAACACGCAGCAGAUCUCAGGCAGGGUAAGUGAACCAGGCCAGGGUCUCUCCUGAUUUCUUCCAUCUCUGUGAAUCUUCACCAGUUUGCUCAGUCCUGUGGUUCCAAAAUGUUCUAAUAUAUCCUAAUUUUAUUUUUCUAAAAGAGGGCCAAAUCAGAAUCAGUUGAUCUCAGCAACCUCAAAUUGCAUCUGUUUUUAAAAAAUGUUUACAAAUGAUUGUGUUUAUACCAAAAUGAGUUUUCAGUGCAAUGAACAUUUUGUAAGAUAAUUUGCAUGUUUGUUAAAUAUUUGUAGGAUUUCAUUAUAAAAGCUGAAAAUCCCCCAGCUAUUUUGCUUUUUAAUUAGUAAUACAAAAUCUAAAUAUUUUCAUUUUCUAACACCCCCCCAAGUUCAGCUAAAAUGUAUUGAUGAAUAUGAAAAAAGUAAGAGGAAAAUGAAACAGUUUUCUGAUCAGCUACAGUGCCCAUUCUGUGUGAACUCAAGUCUCAUUCUGCAUCCUAACUUUGCAUUUUAUUCAUAACCCUCUAAUAGGCUGAUCCAAGAUUAUGGACAGGUUCAGGCAUUCUCUGACCUUUGUUUGCGUUUGAAAUCCAAGCUCAUGUUUUCAGAUCUGUAACUUUUGCUCACCUUUGUGCUUUUUGGCUUUAGCCAUAGUCAGAAGCAGGAAAUACUGGAAAUCCUACACAGAAAAGUGUUUUGCUGAGAUUUUGAGCUCGGUUUUCAAGACUCAGGAUCCAUCACCAGUGAGAUUUUUAAAGGGCUUCAGACUCCUUUAUGCAGGGUAUUUUUGGUGAUCUUCCAUUGUAUUUAGAAUUAUAAGCAAUAAAUAUUAAUCAUAGAGGAUUGUAUAUCUACAUUGUCAAGGCAGCAUUUCUGAAAAGAAUCUAAGUGACAAGACAGACAUUGCAGAUUUACAAUAACUUUGUUCAUAAAUUUUUUGCAAGAUGUAAAGAAAGACAUAGUGCAGAGGGGGAAGAAGCCAACAAUAUGGAUUUAAUCAUCUACAUUUCAGAAAUGCAGACCAAAUGUCUGUAAAGAUGUCCAUUUCAUCCAAACAUUUCUUAGAUAUUUAUUUCAAAGCUCCCUGUUCACUCAGUCCAACACUCCAUUCAUAUUGGAACUAAUAUUGAUUUCUCUUCUCUUAAUGGUAAUAUGGGGGUGGUAAAGGAUCUCAUAUACUAGUUGCUCUUAUUUUCUCUUAUGCUAUUUGAAUUGUCAUUAGGUCAUCUUGCUGUACAGGUAAGACUAAAAGUAUCUCUCCAAAACUAAAUAAGGCUUCUGGCAAACAUUUUUUCCAAUAGAAAGAACCUUAUAACAAUACUGCUUUAUCAGGGCAUAGUAUGGCAUACACAGCUAAAGGCCACAAGCUCUUAUCCCAGGUUUGUGUAAGCUAGAAAGCCACUGCCAGGGAGAAAUGACAGCAUAUAUCACAAAGACAUUAGGCAUCUUUGUCUCCUUACAAGAGAGAUUAGCUGAAUUACACAUGGUGUUUUAUUUUGAAUAUAUAUUUAUUUUAAACCCCAGCUACCUUCUUUUAUCCCUGCUCAAAGACAACUUAGGGUUUUUUUUAUGUUCUUCAUUUUCAUGGACAGUAACAAAAUCAAGAGAGAAAUAGGGACUUAUGUAUUAGAGAUAGAAAACAAAACAAGGCUCCGAGUUAGCUGUAACCAUUCUGCCAUUUUCUCAGUGCUAAACACAGAGAACUAUGUUUUAGGGGAACUGGUCCAUCUUGUGGGGUAAGCCCAAAGGUCACUGCUUGCAGCACUCCUCCCACCGCUGUCCCAGCAGGGAAAGUGAGAGGCAAACUCUGCCUUGAUGGAGUCUGGCUGAUUUUAGGAUAUUGUUAAAAUUUAGGCAGCAGAAAUGCAGCAUAGCCAAUUCUGUAGUCAUGUAAAGCCCCCAAAGCCCAAGGAAACAUUCACUUUUUAAAAUUAAUUGAUGCUUUAAAAUUGGAAAUAACAGUCUUGUGUCUGCCUUCAUGUGUAUUCUUUCAGGCAAGGGGAAGUUUGCAUUUGUUUAUUCUAGAUAUGAUUAUUAUUCCUCAAUUGCUUUUGAUAUUAAGGAAUAGUUUUCCAGUAAGAUUUUGUUCUUCUGCUGAAUCUUUCAUGCCUUCAUUAAUUUUGAUGUCUGCAAUGACCUCAUGAUUCCAGAGGACACAGGAAAGAUGUGAAGCUCAUACUUGUUGAGAAGUUGAGAUAGGUAAUUAUUUUUUGGAGAAAAGAGUAUUAAAAGCAUUUUUAAAAAUUCUAUACAUAUGUAUCUUUUCAUCUGGGCUAUUUUAACCAAGAAUGAUAGACUGCUUAGUCUGGACCGUGAUUUCCAGCACAGGCCUGAGGAAAUCACUAUGUUUAAGGUGGCCUAACCUAGGGAUUUCCCCAGGAUACAUAGCGAUGUCCCUCUGAGUCACAGAAAUUCACGUUUCCUUGCUCUGGAGGUAUGGUAAACUAUGACACUGCCCGACUGUCUGCUCCAGCAGUGAAGAGUGGGGCAGUGCCCUGCCUUUUCCCUUACCUCCCCUUCUAGCUUAUGGGCAGGGAAAGCAGAAAGCACCAAUCACUUUUACUUCCAUGUCUGCAGCAAUGCUCUAGUUCUAGCAGGUGUGUCCAACACUGGUUUUCAAAGCUGGAUUAUUCCAUGUUUAAAAAACGCAAAGGUCUGAACAGCCCCGUGCAACUCAGACACUCACCACGUGGCCUUCUGGGACUCCAGCAGCACUCCAGAGACUGCAGCAAUCGUGCAGCCUGUUACCCCCCGUUGUGAUGUGCCCAACCCCAAAUCAUUCAGCCUUUUCACCAUUUAUUGAAGAGAUGCUGAAGUUGAAAAUACUCCAGAGGAUGCACUUGAAUGUGGUGUGUUUUGAGCUGUGCUCAUCAGCUAACCAGCUCUGAAUUACGACAUUGUCACAGCUCAGCAGGUUGUGCCUUUGCAGCCAAGUGGGCAACUCUUCCUACCGAUUGAGCGAUCGAUCGCCUGUUGGGAUAGCAGUGCUCUGGUAGGAAGUGCUGACUCCGAGGCUGUUCGGCCAGCGAUGGUGCGACCAUGGUGAAAGGUUUCAGCGCCACCUUUCCCGGAGCGCAGCUCUCUAGCUGAAGUGCGUGAGCAGCUCGGCUGGGGCCAUGAUCCAGCACUAAUGAGCAUUUUUCGCUUGCAGCAUGUGAAUAGAGACUACUCAUGUGUUUAACGUUAAACAUGUGCUUGCCUGCUUGGCUGGAUUGGGGCCUAGAAGUCAUGACAGAAAAGCCUGUAUUAAUAAAGAGCAUUAUGAUUCUGUUUCCUUUGAAAUCCAGUGGGGGAAUUCCCAGUAGGAAUUCCCAGGAGAGCCCAAGGCUACAUAGGCACAAAGAUGUUUCAAGAGGGAAGAUGUCCUUAGAGAACAGAGAAUACUCCAAGGGAAAAGGAAAUAGCAGUGAUAUCUGGGUCUCACCACAGCAGCAAGCAAAACAGGGGACCAAACCCUGUCCUCGCUGUGGAUGGCCGAGCGUUUAUCACCAGGGACGUUUUGGGUGAAGCUGGGACCAGGCCACGCUGACGCAGUGCGAUGCCAAGGCAUGUUCUGCACUAUCUGCAGCCACAGUCCCUGCGGUGGUAUCCCACAGCAUAACGAUGCCUCCGUUGUGUCUAGCUCGCUCUUAUUAUGAAAUGGCUUGUCUAAAGAAAACCGAGAAGGGCGGGGGACUUUUUUAUAUAUACACGGAGUAAAAACAAUCCAAAUAUGCUUUAAUGGUUCUCAACGUGAUGCUGUCAAUUCUCACCACAGGGUGGAAUUUGUUGGUAGAAAUUAAAUUAAAUUAAAAUAGAAAAGCUUGGCUGUUGCUAAUGGGCACUACUGGGCGCCCUAAAAGCCAUUUGCAGUGCAGAGCCGUAGCAGGAGUGAACAUCCCUUAAUUCCCAGAAUCACUUGACUUUCACAUGGGCCAUUUCAGCCUAUUCUGCUGCACUGCUGAGACGUUGCCCUUUCCCUGUCUCUCUAGGUCUAUAAACUCUGAAAAAUUUGGGAACCGGCUAAGGGCAGCAAACUAAUCUUUUUCUUUUUUGCUUUUUUCUGUCUUCGUUAAGUUAACUACUUUAAUUUGGAAACAGGUGAUAAAGAAAUAGCAUUUACAAACAGAUUUCUCUACUUUUUAUUAAGGAAGUUUUUAAAAGCCAUCAGGAAAUGUGAGGUUAUCUCCAGCUUUGGGAAUAAACUGUGGUAUAAAACAUAAUGUAGGAGGUGUGAUUCUGACUAAAUCGUUUAAGCAGGGAGAUUACAGAUUAUCUUAAGGAGCAUGUUUAGGACUGAACGGACAGAAUAAUCCAGAUAUUGCACUAAGGUCUUAAGAUCCAACUAAUCUCAGCUUUUUUUGAUAACUGACUGUACAACACUUUGCCUCCAUCGCUUGGCAGCUGUAGGUGCGUUAUUCCAGGAAUCAUGCCUUUCCCUUUCAUCUGGAAAAAAUAUUUUUUAUUAUUAGAAAAGAGAACAGCAGCUGGAUCUCUUUGCCUCUGUUUCCCCCUUCUGCUGGAUAGAAACCAUCUAUAUAGCCACUUAAUUUAACUGCAUUAUUUAAUUAGAUAACAUUGCAAAGUGUCUUGGGAUGGAAGGUGGCAUAAAGAGAAAAAUCCUGCCCUUGAAAUGGCGGUUACCAGCUGAGGCUUUGGUUUUGUUCCCGCCAGAAUAAACAAGAGCUGCACCGCUUGGUGGUGCAGAAGCAGGAUCUGAACUUCAUGGAUCUAGGGAAUUUAGCAGUCUCUUUGGAGAAAAGGGUAAUUUUGGACCCAGUGCAUUUUGGAAGGUGUACGAGACCGUUCUUGGGCGAAUGCCUAGCGUUUCUCAUGAGGGACUACAGCGAACCGCCUGCUGCUACAAAAUGAGAUUAAGAAAUCAGGAGAUGGGGACGGGCUAACACUGAAUCAGACACAUUUGCCUGCAGUGCAGCCGCUAAAUUGGUGUGACAUGAGGAACCGCAGCGCGGGAGCAUGGGCCCUGAAGUGAGUCAAAGCCACAUCUUUGUCACCAGCCAUUCUCUAUUUAUAACAACACAGAUCUAUUCUGUAAUCACGGAGAGGCACAACAGGAGCGUGCUUUGUUCUGCCUAAAUCACAUUUCUCGUGCGGGUGCGUUUAAACACAGCUUUUGGCCUCCUGCCUCGCACCACACACACCCAAGGCGGGCAAUUCUGGCACAACAAAGCACGCCCUGUCGUGCUCCAGUGCUCAAAGGCUCCUGUGCUGAGGCAAUAAACUCUGCUAAAUGCUUUAAAAAUGUUCCCUUAAGUGCGCUGCGUUGCCGCCCUGCCUCGCUUGCUGUUUCAUUUUGUGUCUGUGUCUUUGGUUUCAACUAAACAGGGAAGGUCUUGCGUUGUUUAGUGCUGGCGCUUGGCAUUAUUAGCAAUAAGAAAUUGGAGAGAAAAAACCCAAACCCAACCCUCUUUCCUAGUGCAAAGCUGACCGCUUGUGUGUGUGACUGCAUGUUCAGAGGCUGUGAAUCAGUUCCCCAGCGCUGCUUGUUUUCUAGGCUGGGGAACAGAUCUUCAUCUGGGCAAAUCCUCAUAGCUGUGAUGGCAUCCUCUCUUUUUUCUCUUUGUAAACCAACGAAGGCUCCUGCCCCAUAUUCUCUAGAAAUUUAUGACCUAGCAGACGACAGAUUUAUUUUUCUAGUUUGACUGUCUUCAAUUCUAAAGCCUGCAGAUCAAAAACCAAGUUGCAUAGUGAGAUUUGAGGGUGAACAGAAAUCUUUUUCCUCAAAAUCCACUCAGUUUCAAAUCCUGACUCAUUCAGGGCACAAUCCUGUUUAUCCAAAAGGGGUUUGAGGUAGAAGGAGAGAGAAGGGAGCCCACUGUGGGAUGCACAUGCCACUGUCCUUCCACUGAGCCAGGGUGACAGGACUGGACUGGAAGUCCUCAGAGGUAGAUGGGCGAGUUUUCCAUCUUCUGAGUGAAACCAACCUCUUCAGAGGCCCGACUAGCCCUCAACUGAGCCACAGUUGCUUAAAAAUUGCAGCAACAUUCAGAACCAAAAUGUGGAGAAUGAAAGAUGACAUGAUGGUCAGGUACCUCUUUGGGCACUAUACAGGCAAAAAAUAAUUCAUUUGAAAGGACACUCAAAUUUUGCAGGUACCUGUCUGGACCCAAGUGCAAGGGUUGGAUUUUCUCCGCUGAAAGGUCAUGAAUCCCAGAAAUACCUAGUGUCUGUUGUGAAUGUAGCCACCUGAUCUACUGGGAGAAAAGCCAAAUUUGUAACUCUUAAAGAGAGUGUGGGAAUUAACUUUAAACUCGGGCCUGGUAAGCUUCAAAAGUUGUUUGUUUAUAAACGACUCUUUUAUAGUGGUUGACAAUGAAAAGUAACUAUGCAUCUAAGGGUCUCCGUCAGGUGAGAAAGAGAGACAGGAUAAAUCCCUUCGCAUACUCAUGAUUUUCAGGUGAGACGCCUGCCCUGUUAAUGGGUAGUUUUAGAUUAACCUUUUGGAGUAGGAACUAUAUAUUUCUUCUCUGUAUGUACAGCUCCUAACACAAUAGGACCCUGAUUAGAGCCUUUGUAUGCUGCUCUACCACGCAUAGUAAAUAAUAAUAGGAAUAACGUAAUUAAAAUGUCAUUGCAGUUUGCCUUUAAUAUUAUGAUUGUGUGGCUGUACUUUAUCAACUGUGAAUAAAAUCAAUGUCCUUUUUGUAUAAUAGGUAGUAUAUUUUAUUAUUGAAAAAAAAAGCUGAAUUUCACUUUUAAAAGAAAAAGAAAAGUAUCUGCUCCUUAUUUCUUUUUAAGCCUUCGGAUAACAAAUGAACAUUUCUUUUGUAUCCUUCAAAUGAGUAUGGGUUAAAUGAAAAAAUCCACCUUCCUGGAUUGGAACUGUUUAUAAUCUUCUAUUCCAAAAAUGAUUAGCACCUGAUAACUGAAUAAAAGUUGUUUAUUUUCUCA